AUGUCUGCUCAAAUACCAAACCUAGAGAAGUUUGGCCUCUCCAAGUCACUUGGCUUUCUUUCCGAUGAGCGACCCCUUGAAUCGUUCACCAAUUCCUAUUUCGCUGCCUGGGACGAUAUUUCUGGCACAUUACCCCAAGAUAUACGGUCCCAUGAGAUUGGGGACAAAGUGCGGCGAUUACCAAUCCUGGAUGGCACAAAAUUGGUAACGGAGCUGCAGUACCGACGAGCAUACGUGGCCUUGGCCUUUAUUAUUCAUGGUUACACAUGGGCUGGAUCUGCAGAUGGAAAGCCAUUGGGAGAGAUUCCACCACAGCUCGCCGACCCUUUUCUUCAUGUCUGCGACCAUCUUGGUCUACAACCGGUGUUGAGCUACGCAGGGCUUUGCUUGUGGAAUUGGGCUGCAAUUGGUGGCAGUGGAAGUGCAUCAGGCGGAUUUCCAGACCUUGGGCAAAUGAAGUCAAUGGCUACAUUUACAGGAACACGAGGCGAAGAUGCAUUCUACCACGUCCCGGUGCUUAUUGAGGCUGAGGGUGGUCCGUUGGUCUCUCUUCUUCUCAAUGCGGUUGCGGCAGCCGACGACUCUAAUGAUGCAUUUGUGAUCAAGGCCCUCAACGAAUCUGCAGAGACACUUGCGCGCAUGGGGGCUCAUUUACCCAAAAUGUAUCCCGUCCUCGAUGCCCAGCAUUUCUAUCAUACGAUUAGGCCCUAUUUUGGCGCGGGGGUGGGCAAUGAAGACAAAGGUUUGCCUCGUGGGGUAGUAUUCCAGAGAAGCAACGGAAUCGAGGAAGAAGUAAAAUGCAUUGCAGGCACAGCAGGGCAAAGUGCAUUUUUUCAGUUCUUGGACCUCGUGUUGGGAGUAGAGCACAAGAAACCCGAGGAUGCAAAGGAGACCUUUUUCCAGGAAAUGAGAGCCUACAUGCCCCGACAGCAUAGAGACUUUCUCAACCUCGUAUCGAAAUUGACAUCGCUCCGAGUUUUUGUAAGCAAUAACAAGCAGAACCAGGUAUUGGUGGAUGUAUACGAUAAUUGCUUGAAGCAGCUUCGGCUCUGGCGAGGCAAACACAUCGCCGUGGUCUCGAAAUACAUUGUGCAACCUGCGCGCCAGGCAGCAGAAAUGGCUGAAAAUGGGACAAGUACAAACGGUGUGCAUGAUGCAAAGGAUGAAGAUCUUCGAGGGACUGGAGGAUCGGCAUUGAUACCCUUUCUCAGGCAAACCAAGGACGAAACAUUGGGGUCAGGUGGUUCCACGUCAUAA
Molecule: messenger RNA, 1257 nt
Organism: Pochonia chlamydosporia 170
Lineage: Eukaryota; Fungi; Ascomycota; Sordariomycetes; Hypocreales; Clavicipitaceae
Product: Indoleamine 2,3-dioxygenase subfamily
Exons: 2
Coding region: 1-1257 (418 amino acids)
Biological process (GO): 'de novo' NAD+ biosynthetic process from L-tryptophan
Cellular component (GO): cytoplasm
Molecular function (GO): heme binding; metal ion binding; indoleamine 2,3-dioxygenase activity
Source: RefSeq, a predicted model, not a curated record